This is a messenger RNA of Candida tropicalis MYA-3404, 402 nucleotides long. RefSeq lists its product as uncharacterized. Lineage: Eukaryota; Fungi; Ascomycota; Pichiomycetes; Serinales; Debaryomycetaceae. The record is from RefSeq and is a predicted model, not a curated record. The transcript has a single exon. The coding region runs from base 1 to 402 and encodes 133 amino acids.
AUGGAACAAACGAUCGUGCGUGUGUAUCCCAAUUUCGAUUCACAGUUUAAUCAAAUAUGUCACGUGAUUAUUGUUAAGCAACAUGCAGUUAAUUCAUUAUAUGCAGUAAUUACCGAAAUGCGACAUCCGACCAGAAUAAUCAGUGUAUGUGUUGCUUUUGAUUCCAUAAUACAUUUAAUUGAGAUGCCACCAAAGACAGUUCAAGUUAUUCUAGGUUUAAAGAUCAAUCUUUUGUUGUGCUAUAGCAAGAGCUUAGGUUUUUUUGAAUCAUGUGAAUUUAGUGUGUUUUCCAAAGUAGUAAUAUGUUAUUUAACAAUUUGUGAACAAACGUUAAUUUUAUUGUCAUAUUUUUACGAAGUUAGAACAAAACAUUUCUUUUAUCUUGUUGCUCAACUUCAGUAA